This is a messenger RNA of Paramacrobiotus metropolitanus, 1097 nucleotides long. RefSeq lists its product as uncharacterized. The transcript has 2 exons. The record is from RefSeq and is a predicted model, not a curated record. Bases 342 to 1097 code for a protein of 251 amino acids. NCBI's taxonomy places the organism in Eukaryota, Metazoa, Tardigrada, Eutardigrada, Parachela, Macrobiotidae.
UGAGUUGUUGGGUGCACCGCAGUCUCUCACCUCAACCCAUUCCCUUUCCCGCAGUCAUUUAUCUUUGCCUUAUUUGCUGGAUAAUAUUGCCACGGUUUUAAAUUUUGAUGUGGAAUAUCGCCGACUGCCUUCAGCAGAAGCUACCAGCUGGAACUGUCAAGCUACUGUUGCGAACGAGGAUAUUUUUGUUAUAGGGUGUGGCCCAACAAAUCAACUGGCCAAGUGUGACGCUGCACGACAAUUAAUCGGGAAAAUCCUGCAGAAUUAUUAUAAGCAGUUACUAGAAAUCCUAGAGUGUCCUCCACCUAUUGCAUCUCCUUCCACAGUGCGUAAUAGCAACGAUGCCACUUGAGCGUCUUAACUCGCUUACCAAUCGCCGCCGUCCAGAUAGCCACCACAACCAAUCUUCUACACCAUCUCAGAGCAGCGGCGACGAAGAAAAUACCACCACCACCACCGCCACUACCACCACUACAAUCAUCCGAAUCCAAAAUCUUAAUGAAGAUCGCGAGAAUACGCCACCUGCAGGAAUACGAACAGUACCGUCUUCGCCACCGCCGUCCUACUCUACAACAGCUGACGGUAGCGCUAGGCGUCACGCCCUCGACCUUCCAGAGCAUGUGACGCUGUCACUAAUUUUGCCACUUCCCGUUCCCGUAAUUAGCCAUCGCAACACCUUUGUCUGCAUUACAAGAAUUACUAACUUUUAUCAGUUUCGCAAUAUCAUGGAGCAACCACUUAUCAGGCUGGAUGAUUACUUCCACACUGCUCUACGAGCUAUGACGAUUGCGCGCCCGGGACUGGAGCCCUGCCCACCCGCCGUUUUUGUAUCGGAUCCAUAUCGGCAAUACACUUACCUGGAGAUCUACGGCCACUUCAACUUCCGCCAUAUUAACCAAGUAAUUAAGAAUUAUUUUAAGGCAUUUGUGCAAUGUCAGCGUUGUGCCAGCUGUUGUACAUUGAUAGCACGUAAACGUGGAAAAUUACGCUUGCUCUGUUUGACCUGUCAGUUCCAAGUCGUUGUCAAUAAGCGUAUGGGUACGAUUGCCGCAACGGCCACCACUUCCGGCGGGCUGCCUGACGUUGUUGUUGAGUGA